This is a messenger RNA of Drosophila mojavensis, 1174 nucleotides long. Its product is annotated as homeobox protein Hox-B4. Gene Ontology annotation, cellular component: nucleus. Gene Ontology annotation, molecular function: RNA polymerase II cis-regulatory region sequence-specific DNA binding; DNA-binding transcription factor activity, RNA polymerase II-specific. The coding region runs from base 102 to 1055 and encodes 317 amino acids. The record is from RefSeq and is a predicted model, not a curated record. The transcript has a single exon. Lineage: Eukaryota; Metazoa; Arthropoda; Insecta; Diptera; Drosophilidae. Gene Ontology annotation, biological process: regulation of transcription by RNA polymerase II.
CAGCCGGAGAGCUAACCAGUAACGCUCGAACAGCGAUCGUGCUAGGAUCUCGCACCGAAUUGAGUAGCAGUAGCAUUCACGAAUCACGACACUCAGGAAACAUGUCGCGCUCCUUUCUAAUGGAUUCGCUGCUCAGCGAUAUACCAUCACUCAACAAGAAUAAGGAGCCACUUGGGUCGCCCAUUGACCCCACUGUCAAUGCAACGGCGGCAGUUGUGGCCGCCUCAGCUGCUGCAGCAGCAAUGCUGCCAGGGAUACCCAUGCUGCCAUAUCCAGCUAGUUAUGUGGGCAGCUACCUCUUCUCGCUUGGCAUCCAGCAACAACAGCAGCAGCAGCAGCAGCAGCACCAGCAGCAGCACCAGCAACAGCAACAACUACAUCAAAAGCAUCAAGCAGCGGCAGCAGCUGCUGUUCACGCAUCUCUGUAUCAUCCGUAUGCGCAGCUUUUCGCAGCCAAGCGAAAGUCCAGUGGAUUUGGGAGCUAUGACGACUGCUAUCCAUCGCCUCCGCUAUCGGCCAAUGCCGUUGCUCACAGCUCCAGUGCUCAACUGGCUCUGCCAUCAAUUCCGCUGACGGGAGCCUACGGUCAAAGCGUCUAUGAAGCCGGUGCCUUGUGUACCUCGCCAUCGGCAUCCUCGACUGCAUCGUUGGAUUAUGGCAAUCCUGAUGAGCAGCCAAUGAAACGCUUCAAGCAUGAUUCUUCUUGCUCGCCUGCCAGCUCUCCCGUUAAGUCUCAAACAGCGGUUUCCAGCGCCGGCUUGGAGAUCACCCCCUUGAUCAAUGACUAUGCUGACUCAAGCAAACGCAUCCGCACUGCCUUUACCAGCACCCAGUUGCUCGAGCUGGAAAGAGAGUUCUCCCACAAUGCCUAUUUGUCCCGUCUGCGCCGUAUCGAGAUCGCCAACCGCCUACGACUGUCAGAGAAACAAGUGAAGAUAUGGUUCCAGAAUCGACGCGUCAAGCAGAAGAAGGGCGGCUCCGAAAGCCCCACCUUCAAUUUAUCAGCCAACUCGAGUAGCCCCCAAACGUCACCCACGGCCAAGUGCUGUGCGUAACAUAUGUAUAUUGUUGAUUAAGUUUUAUGUGUACAAAAAUAAUUGAUUCGUUGUCCUCUUAAGAUAGUCAUUAAUGUGUACAUGUUGAAUAGUCUAAAAUAAAAACCAUUUGAAAAACA